AUGGCUGUGCGCCUGUGGAGGGCGCUGCGCUGGGGGGAUGGCGCGCGCCUCGUCGACCCGGAACACUCCUUCGGAGCGUGCGCCGUCGGAUCGACGGCUUCAGACUCGUCCGACGGCGAUCCGAGCGCAGAGGAGGAGGUGGAGGUGUGCGGACACUGCAAAGAGCUAGCGCCCAAGUGGGCCGAGGCGGCGGCCAAGUCGAAGAAGCUCGACACACCUGUGCCACUCGCCAAACUUGACGCCGACGCCCACGGCGACCUCGCUGGCCGCUUUAGCGUGAGCGGCUACCCGACGCUCAAGCUCUUCAGAAACGGGGUGGCCGAGGACUACAGCGGCGGACGGGAGGCGGAUCAGAUCGUCGCUGCGCUGCAGAAGAUCGCCUCCUUUGUCCCGCCCUCGCAGAUCAAGUCGGACGACGACCUGGCCGCCGCGCUCAAGGCGAGCGCAGGCAAGCCGCUCGUGCUCGGCCUCUUCCGCCAGCCCGUCAAGGCGUCGAGCGCGUACAAGGCGUUCGACAAGCUUGCGCACGAGACGGCUGGCCAGCAAGUGGCAUACGCGUGGAGCGGCUCGUACAGCGCGCCACCCGUGAUGCCGCUUAUCAACGGCAAGAAGCCGCCCGUCCCAGGGCUGCUGCUCCUCGACGACGUUGAUGUGAAAUACGAGGAGGCGCCGCCCCCGGAGGAGCCCGAGCCGGGCCACGGAGGAGACGGAGAGUACCCGUACGGAGACGACUAG
Molecule: messenger RNA, 735 nt
Organism: Emiliania huxleyi CCMP1516
Lineage: Eukaryota; Haptophyta; Isochrysidales; Noelaerhabdaceae
Exons: 4
Coding region: 1-735 (244 amino acids)
Biological process (GO): protein folding; response to endoplasmic reticulum stress
Cellular component (GO): endoplasmic reticulum
Molecular function (GO): protein disulfide isomerase activity
Source: RefSeq, a predicted model, not a curated record